AUGAUUAACAAGAAGGGAGUCACUCAGACAGUCAAAAGGAAAAAUAAGGAAGAUGAGGAUUAUUCCCCUGCAGGUGAAAGAGGUUAUUCAAAAAAAGUGAAACUAACCAGUGCUAAAACAGAAUCUUGGCAGACUCUCUCAGAGAGCAGCAGGAAGUUUCUGGAAACUGUAAUGGACUCGGGAAUACUGAUGCUGGGACUUUUCAAGACCUUAAAGGUGCCUCCAGGGAAGCUGGGUGACCUGAAGAAUGUCCUGAGCCUUCACUUGGCAGAGAAACAAAUGCUUGAGACAAACGAAAAGACUUUGAUACAACUGCAGGAAGAAAUAACUGAAGCCGAGCAAUCAGCAGAACACAUGGAAGAAACUAUAAUGAGACUGCAGAACAAAAUCCAGGCGCUCAAGAAACAGUUAGAGGAAGAUGAAAAAAAGGCCCAGAAGGUGUUCCAGGAAGGUGGCACUGGGGCACUCCACCUUCCAGAACUCCCCAAGCGCAGUUUACAGGCACCCACUUUGCAGGAAGAAGUUUUGAAGAUAAAAAAUCAGAAGGGUCUUUUAAAGGAUAUGAAUACUAUUCAGCAGUCAGCUGAUAUGAAGAACAUGUUAACCCUCAUUGAAAAGAUAUAUGAGAAGGUGGACUUCCUUUGA
Cygnus olor (mute swan) is the source of this 645-nucleotide messenger RNA. It is a transcript of the gene CENPQ, whose product is annotated as centromere protein Q. Lineage: Eukaryota; Metazoa; Chordata; Aves; Anseriformes; Anatidae. The coding region runs from base 1 to 645 and encodes 214 amino acids. The transcript has 7 exons. The record is from RefSeq and is a predicted model, not a curated record.